CGUAGGGGUUGCUGUGUCCGCCAUCUUGGACCCCGCGUUAGCGGUGGCGGCGGUGGUGCGCCGCGUCUGGGGAGUGGCCCUUUUCUCCCCUCCUCCCCGGCUCGGUGGCGGGGGCUCCUCCCACUGGAGGGGGGUGGUGCGACGGCGGUGGCGUCUAGGGCCAUGGCGGCGUCUACUGCUAACCCGGAAAUGACAUCAGAUGUUCCAUCACUGGGUCCAGCCAUUGCCUCCGGGAACCAUGGGUCUGGGAUUCAGGGUGGAGGAGCAGUUGUCCAGAGAGCUAUCAAACGUCGACCAGGGUUGGAUUUUGAUGAUGAUGGAGAAGGGAACAGUAAAUUUUUGAGGUGUGAUGAUGACCAGAUGUCUAACGAUAAGGAGCGUUUUGCCAGGUCGGAUGAUGAGCAGAGUUCUGCAGAUAAAGAACGGCUCGCCAGAGAAAAUCACAGUGAAAUUGAACGGCGGCGACGGAACAAGAUGACGGCAUACAUCACAGAACUGUCAGAUAUGGUACCCACCUGCAGUGCCCUGGCUCGAAAACCAGACAAGCUAACCAUCUUACGCAUGGCAGUUUCUCACAUGAAGUCCUUGCGAGGAACUGGCAACACAUCUACCGAUGGCACCUAUAAGCCAUCUUUCCUCACUGAUCAGGAACUAAAACAUUUGAUCUUAGAGGCAGCAGAUGGCUUUCUGUUUAUUGUCUCAUGUGAGACAGGCCGGGUGGUGUAUGUGUCUGACUCAGUCACCCCUGUUUUGAAUCAACCACAGUCUGAAUGGUUUGGUAGCACACUUUAUGAUCAGGUGCAUCCAGAUGAUGUAGACAAACUUCGAGAGCAGCUUUCGACUUCGGAAAAUGCCCUGACAGGGCGUAUUCUUGAUCUGAAGACUGGAACAGUGAAAAAAGAAGGCCAACAGUCUUCCAUGAGGAUGUGUAUGGGUUCAAGGAGGUCAUUUAUUUGCCGUAUGAGGUGUGGCAAUGGCUCUAUGGAUGCUGUCUCUAUGAAUAGACUGAGCUUUGUAAGGAACAGAUGCAGGAAUGGACUUGGCUCUGUGAAGGAUGGUGAACCUCACUUCGUGGUGGUCCACUGCACAGGUUACAUCAAGGCCUGGCCUCCAGCAGGUGUCUCCUUACCAGAUGAUGACCCAGAAGCUGGCCAGGGGAGCAAGUUUUGUCUAGUGGCCAUUGGUAGACUACAGGUUACCAGUUCGCCGAAUUGUACAGACAUGAGCAAUGUUUGCCAGCCAACAGAGUUCAUCUCUCGACACAACAUUGAGGGACUCUUCACUUUUGUGGAUCACCGCUGUGUGGCUACUGUUGGCUACCAACCACAGGAACUCUUGGGUAAAAAUAUUGUAGAAUUCUGUCAUCCUGAAGACCAGCAACUUCUAAGAGAUAGCUUCCAACAGGUGGUGAAAUUAAAAGGACAGGUGCUAUCUGUCAUGUUCCGGUUCCGGUCCAAGAACCGAGAAUGGCUCUGGAUGAGAACCAGCUCCUUUACUUUCCAGAACCCGUACUCAGAUGAAAUCGAGUACAUCAUCUGUACGAACACUAAUGUGAAAAACUCCAGCCAGGAACCACGGUCUACACUAUCUAGCACAAUUCAGAGACCACAACUAGGUCCCACAGCUAAUUUACCCCUGGAUAUGGGCACAGGGCAGCUGGCACCCAGGCAACAACAACCAGAAUUAGAUGUGGUACCAGGAAGAGAUGGACUGGCAGGCUACAAUCAUUCCCAGGUUUCUGUUCAGUCUGUAACAACCACUGGGCCAGAACAUAGUAAAGCCCUUGAGAAGUCAGAUGGUCUAUUUACCCAGGAUAGAGACCCAAGAUUUUCAGAAAUCUACUCCAGUAUUAAUGCAGAUCAAAGUAAAGGCAUCUCCUCCAGCACUGUCCCUGCCACCCAACAGCUAUUCUCCCAGGGCAGCACAUUCCCUUCUACCCCCCGGUCGGCAGAGAAUUUCAGAAACAGUGGUCUGGCCCCUUCUGUAACCAUCGUUCAGCCAACAGCUUCCGCCGGGCAGAUGUUGGCCCAGAUUUCCCGACACUCCAACCCCCCACAGGGAGCGGCCCCAGCUUGGACCCCUAGUACACGCCCCGGCUUUUCUGCCCAGCAGAUAUCUACCCAAGCUACAGCCAAGACUCGUUCUCAGUUUGGUGUGGGCAAUUUUCAGGCUCCAUCCUCCUUCAGUCCCAUGUCACUCCCUGGUGCUUCCACUACGUCACCGGGUACUGCUGCCUACCCUAGUCUCACAAAUCGUGGAUCCAACUUUGCUCCAGAGACUGGACAGACUGCAGCACAAUUCCAGACACGAACAACAGAGAAUGUGGGUGUCUGGCCACAGUGGCAGGGCCAGCAGCCCCAUCAUCGAUCAAGUUCUAAUGAGCAACAUGUUCAACAACCAUCAGCACAGCAAACUGGUCAACCUGAGGUCUUCCAGGAGAUGCUAUCCAUGCUGGGAGAACAGAGCAACAGCUACAACAAUGAAGAAUUUCCUGAUCUGACUAUGUUUCCCUCCUUUUCAGAAUAGAACUAUUGGGGUGAGGACAAGGGGUGGGGGAGAAAAAUCAGUGUUUGUUUUUAAAAAGCAAAUCUUUCUGUAAACAGAAUAAAAGUUCCUCUCCCUUCCCUUCCCUCACCCCUAAUGUUUACCCCUUUCCCUUUCCCUCCUGCCUCUCUGGCAUGGCAUUUAUAGAAAUGAACUGAGUCUUCAAGGAUUUGAGAACUUUUCAAAAGAUUAGGGGUUGAGUAAGACUAAGAACAUCUUUCCUUACGUCCUGUGAUAAGAAGCUUGUACAGAUAUGAUUUGUGCUAAAGUGAAGGGGCAAGUUAGAGAACUCGGCACCAUUAUUUGCCUUGGAUACAGUGGCUUGGUUUUCAAAGAAAUUUUGAGUAAGAUGGGAGAGAGAGAUGUUCUCAUAUUUGAGGACCAUGAAACAUGUUAGGUAUAUUGGGAACUUUAAAAAAUGAACUUGGGCUCUUCUGCUGCCUGUAAGCAGUUCCUCUGGAAAGAAAAAAUGUGAGUGAGGAAGUGAGAAAGAAUGUGUGUGUCUGUGUAUGUGUGCUUUUGUUUGUUUGUUUCUCCCAUUUUGGGAAUUAUGCAAAAUGUGUCCCAGAUUUUAUCUUUAUUAUUUCUGUGUGUUUUUCAAAGAGUCAUAGUUCAGUCUGCUACUUAAUUCCCACUUAGUAUUGCAGCCAAGGAGUAUUUAAGUACAUGUCUUUACUGUCAGCAAGCAUACAAAGUGUGUCAAUAUGGCUGAUCUCUUGUUGAACAUACAUUGUGAUAAAGCUGGGCAGUUCCUGCUUUUGGUGCUCUCAGCUUAUAUAGAACAUCUGCAAACAUUACAGAUGUAGGCUGGCAAGAUAAACAUUUUCAAAAACCCCAGAUAUGGCCUUAUGGGUAAUGCUGCAUUUCUUGGUCAGAAUCACAUACAAUGUAUGUUCUCUAGAGGUUAUUGCCACAUGGAAACUCAACUUCUUGGAUCAACAGUCCUGUUGAAAAUCCUCACUGCUGGAGUUUAAGCCAAAUAUCAAGCCUUCAUGUAAAGUAGCUACUUUAAUCUGAUUCUCAAAGUAUCCUGUACUUGUACAAGUAUUCCUUGGCAAGAAAUAGAUUUAGGUCACUCCUGGUUCUGUAGUUUUUCUUUGCUUAGUCUCCAAUCUUGAGAUUGGAUUUGCAAAUGUAAUAAAAGUAUGUGAUAGAUGGGUUCUGGGCUCCCAUCUUGACAGGGUCAUAUAGGUAUGAACUAUAGCCAUAUAAAUAUAGAUACAGGUUACUACUCUCACUUCACCUUCCUCAGGUAACAAUCACAUCUAUCAGCCUUUUUUGUUUUGUUUGGUUCUUAAUUGGCUCAGGCCAGAAUCUUAAGUACAAUUCUGAAUUAAUAAGGAGAAGUCAUAUUAAAUGUAGCCAUAGGGGACUGAAGAGCACAGAUGGCCUUAGAGAGGCUGAGAGAAUGUCGUUAUGUGUUUCCCUCCCUUUUGUCUCCAAUCUGGUGCCAGGUUGUAGAGUGGAAAAGGAGACAGUUUAUUUUUUUAUUCUAUGUGCACACAUACAGUAUAUACAUAUAUAUAUAUAUAUAUUUAUAUCACAAUUUACAAAACCAAAAAGUUGAGUUUCCAAUGCAAUCCUUGUUUUUUAGUAAUCAACUGUUUUAAAUGUGAUCAGGACUAUAAUAUUGUACAGUUAUUAUUGGACUUUGGGAGGGUGGGCAGGGAAGGGAGAAGAUGCUCUGGGGGGUUUUGUUUCUGCAUUUCCUUCAGGGUUUUAUUUUUGAUUGCUUUGUUUUGUUUCUUGUUGGCCAUUUCUGUACUGCUAGCAUUUAUGCUGGGCAGCGACAAAAAUAAUGACAUGUAGCAAAGAUUUUAAAACAAAAUAUUUUUCCUUUUGUAAA
Messenger RNA from Erinaceus europaeus (western European hedgehog), 4390 nucleotides. It is a transcript of the gene ARNT, whose product is annotated as aryl hydrocarbon receptor nuclear translocator. Gene Ontology annotation, cellular component: cytoplasm; aryl hydrocarbon receptor complex; nucleus. Lineage: Eukaryota; Metazoa; Chordata; Mammalia; Eulipotyphla; Erinaceidae. Bases 163 to 2526 code for a protein of 787 amino acids. Gene Ontology annotation, biological process: regulation of transcription by RNA polymerase II. The transcript has 22 exons. The record is from RefSeq and is a predicted model, not a curated record. Gene Ontology annotation, molecular function: RNA polymerase II cis-regulatory region sequence-specific DNA binding; DNA-binding transcription factor activity, RNA polymerase II-specific; protein dimerization activity.